This is a messenger RNA of Daucus carota subsp. sativus, 1131 nucleotides long. Its product is annotated as zinc-finger homeodomain protein 1-like. NCBI's taxonomy places the organism in Eukaryota, Viridiplantae, Streptophyta, Magnoliopsida, Apiales, Apiaceae. The transcript has a single exon. The record is from RefSeq and is a predicted model, not a curated record. Gene Ontology annotation, biological process: regulation of DNA-templated transcription; regulation of developmental process. Bases 106 to 840 code for a protein of 244 amino acids. Gene Ontology annotation, cellular component: nucleus. Gene Ontology annotation, molecular function: transcription cis-regulatory region binding; DNA-binding transcription factor activity.
AUAUAAAAGCCGACCGAGGUGUUGGAUCUGCUCACUAGAUAGCAGCUGGAUAUUACAGGAUUGUUCAAGACCAAGAACAGACAACUCAAAAAAAAUUCAAAACCCAUGGAUUUCGAGGAGCAUGAAGAUCAAGAUGAGGAGCUGGGGAUGCAACUACCUCCUGCAAAUUACGACUCCAUGAUGCGCCCAAGAAUUGGCGGCGCUGGAGAGGGCGUUUCCAUGGUGGGCGCUUCGACAGGAGCUCGAAAACCCGGCGGCUUCAGAUACAAGGAGUGUCUCAAGAACCACGCCGUCGGCAUAGGCGGCAGCGCCGUCGACGGAUGCGGCGAGUUCAUGGCCGCCGGAGAGGAAGGAACCCUAGACGCGCUGAAAUGCGCCGCCUGUCACUGCCACCGAAACUUCCACCGUAAAGAGAGCGACGGAGACACCGCAUUAGCCACAUUAACCAUCCCGCCGCACCACCAGCUGAACCCUUACCGGCCGGCGGGGUACUUACACGUGACGCCGAUGAGUCAGCAGCGCCCCCUGGCGCUCCCCUCCAACUCGAGAGAGCUGGAGAUGGACGAGGACAUGUCGAAUCCGAGCAGCAGCGGCGGCGGCGGCGGUGGAGGCGGUGGCGGAGGCGGAGGCGGCUCGUCUUCGAGAAAGCGGUUCAGGACAAAAUUCACCGCGGAACAGAAAGAGCGGAUGCUGGAGCUGGCGGAGAGAUUGGGGUGGCGAAUACAGAAGCACGACGAGGCGCUGGUGCAGAAUUUCUGCGCCGAGACUGGCCUUAAACGCCAUGUUCUCAAGGUCUGGAUGCAUAAUAACAAGCACACUCUCGGUAAAAAGUUGCCCUAAAUUAUUAUCGAUUUAUUACCCCGCUACUUUUCUCCACUCCGUCUUUAUAAUCUACGAUGCCGUCCGUUAUAAAUAAUUACGUAUGUAAUAAAUCUCGAUGAACCACGACGGAGUGUGGAACUUUAGUUUCUUCGAAAUUUUAGGGAUUAUUAUUUAAUUACCCUUAGGGUUGUUCUUCAAACUUAAAAUGUACUUGAUUUGGUUUAAUGUUGUAUCAUGGUGCUGAAACACAUGCGAUUUAGUGUAAGAUUAUGCAGAUGAUUGAUUAUGAUUAGUCAUUUAAGUUCCCAA